Molecule: messenger RNA, 3645 nt
Organism: Arctia plantaginis
Lineage: Eukaryota; Metazoa; Arthropoda; Insecta; Lepidoptera; Erebidae
Source: the annotation of a GenBank genome assembly
AUGCCUACUACCAGAAAAAAGACGAUCAAAACUGUAUAUAAAGAUGAGAAUAGCGAUGAGGAAAAAGGCGGCGAUUUCAGCGACUCAGGUUCAGACGCGAAAAUAUCUGAACCAUCGAGCUCUGAAGAAGAUCAAAUUGAAUCCGAACAUUCAUCUGCAGAUGAGUUUGAUGAAAAACCAAAAAACUUGAAACGGAAUCGUAAACAGCCUGUAAAAAAACCCAAACUUACAAAGAAAUUAAUUGAAAAAAUUAAUAAACAAACCACAGGAGGCGAUGAAAGUUUAAAUGAAAAUCAUUUUCCUGCAAUAUUCUCUAUCAAAGACCUCACUGAAGCAGAUAAAUUAUUACCUUCAAUUCUAAAUUUAUCUGAAAGUGAUAGCAGUGAUGAUGAAUCUCCAAGAAUCAGCAAGAAUAAUACAAUAUCACUUCAGCACACCGAACAACAAGCAGACAGUGAUAAUGAAGUUGUUACAGAAUAUAAAGAUGUGUUCUCAAAUAACAUACAAAUACAGGAUGACAGUGAAGAAAUUGCCAAGAAGACCUUCAUGGAACUUGAACAACAUAAAUCUAAAGUUGAGAAAACUAAAGCUACAUUACAGAACUACACAUUAAAACUAAAAGAACGGGAAUCAGAUGUAAAAGAUUUGCUAGCUUUAGGUGAAGAGGCAUUACCAUCACCCAAAAUGGGUGCUAUUAGUAAGAAACCUAAGUUCAGAAAACAUAAGGAUAACAGUGACUCAGAAAUGGAAGACUGGGAAGAAGUUAAAGACACAAAAACAAUUCCUCAGCAAGGCAUACAACUGUUUGUGGAAUUUCCUGAUGCUGGCUAUAAGAAGAAAAAAAAAAUUGAUGUUGAAAUGAUGAUGAAACGGAAAAUUAAUAGGGUCAAGAAAGAAUACCAAGUGUAUAUGCAUAAAGUACAUGUCCUGUGUUGGUUGGGUCAUGGAAAUUAUAUUAGCCGAAUAUUGAAUGAUCAAGAAGUUAUGGCAGCUGCACUGUCUUUAGUACCCUCGAAAGAGUGUUAUCCAGGCGAAAGAGUAGACAUGAAAUAUUUAGAACAAAUCACAACAUGGUACAAGGAUAAAUUAACAUUAAAACAAGAUAAAAAUGAAGAUAAAUUCAAACCAAAAGCUCCCGCACUGAAAAUUAUAUUAUUAGAUCAAAUCAAAAAGAGAGUUGUGACAGCAAAAAAAUACUUGGCAUAUAUUUUUGUGUGCAUGUUACGAGCGCUGGGCCUACAAUGUCGUGUUAUUUUUAAUUUUGUAACAUUACCGUUAAAACCUCCUACUUCGGAAUUGUGCUCACUUUCGACAAAAUCCAAUGAUCAAAAGACAAAUCAAGAAACAAAAUUAAAAACACCAAAAUUAGUAAACUCCAAAACGAAAUCCUCAACCAACAGUCCUAAGGCAGAGCCAAAAGCAAGUACUAGUAAAGACAAUCCAAAAAAUCUAAAAGUACCUCAAUUAGAUGGCAACAUUGAUGAAUGUUUUGAGAACGAAAAUGUACAUGUUCAUUGGAGUGACAGGUAUCAUACCACCGAAGUUAUCAUGCAAGUCGAUGGUAAUGAUGAUGUUAGCACUUCCAAGAAAACCAAACCUGUCAAAAGGCCUAAAACAGAUGUUCUAGAUGUAUCACCUCCUAAAAUACAAAAAAAGAGUGGGCAUAGUUCUCCUAAACCGAAUGCUAGUCCUAGUAAAAUCAAAGAUAUAGAUGUUAAUAAUGAGGAUCAAUUUAGUAAAAAGGAUACAAAAAAGAAAUGUGACCCAAUUAAUAGUUGUCAACGUUUCAGUAAUGCUAAAACACCCGAUAAGGAUCCAACUAACAAUCCAACCUGUAACAAUAUCAAUAAAGCACCAAAUGCCAGUCGAACGUCAAACAGAACCACUAAAAGUAGAGCCCAAAAUAACACAAAAGCUGUAACUUCAGCCAAGAAUGAUAAAUUAAAAAUACCAAACAUCACAGUAUCUGAUGAAAAUAGGAAAGAAGUAGCCAGCGAAUAUUUCGAAAAUCCAAAAGCUGAUGAUAAAGUCAAACGGCUGUCGAGGAAACGAGCACUAACUACAAAUCCUACUUCUUCAAAAAGUAAUAGUAAAGUUGAAGAAAAAGAAACUGUUACGAAAGCAAAAGGCAGGACGAAAAGUGCUCCAGGCUCUGCUUUUGAAAAGAGUAAAUAUUUUGAAAGUAGCAAAUCUAGACAAAACACACCAAAAAGGCCAGCACGAAAAGCUAAAGAAGAAAAGUCUGAAGACCAGGAGAGAGUUAGUCACAGAGAUCUAGCAAAAAGCAAUAAUAAAGGCAAAACGGAUGUAACAGGAGAUUUGGUGGAUAUUAUUAAAACCAGAAUCAAAGAGUCUAAGCUAAUAACAAAAAAAGGAAUAGGGAAAAUCAGUCAUGAUUCGGGAGAAGAUAGUGACUAUUUGCCAGUAGAAGAUAUUAAACGCCGUAAAUCAGGCAGUGAUGAUGAUUUUAAACCUACAAAAAUCAGCCCAAAGCCGAGUACAAGUCGUCGUAUAGACCGAAGAGUGUUAUCAACAUCAACUGAUGAAGGAGCUGUUAAGAAAAAUAAAGUUGAUAUAUGGUGCGAAAUAUUUGUUGAAGAAUUGGAACAAUGGAUUUCUGUUGAUGUUGUUAAGGGAAAAAUACAUUCUACUAAAGAUUUUUAUGCAAAUGCAACGCAUCCCGUGUGCUAUGUCGUCGGUUGGGACAACAAUAAUUAUCUAAAGGAUUUGACUCGUAAAUACGUGCCACACUUCAACACGGAAACUCGCAAACUUCGCGUAGACCCACCAUGGUGGGAUACAGCCGUGAGCCCGUAUCUUGGACCUAAGACAGCUCGAGACAGGGAGGAAGACGAGUAUUUGAGCAGAAUGCAGUUGGAAGCGCCUUUGCCUAAGAGUAUUGCUGAAUACAAAAAUCAUCCCCUAUACGCGUUAAAAAGACAUCUAUUAAAGUUCGAAGCAAUAUACCCGCCUGAUGCGGCAUCUUUGGGUUUUGUCCGAGGCGAGCCCGUAUAUGCACGAGAGUGUGUGUACACAUGUCGAUCUAGGGACACGUGGCUCAAGGAAGCUAAGGUCGUCAAACUUGGAGAAAAUGCUUACAAAGUUGUAAAAGCUCGACCUAAGUGGGAUAAGCUUUCUAAUAAGCUCAUUACUGACAAACCUUUAGAAGUGUUUGGACCGUGGCAAGUACAAGAUUAUGAACCACCAGUUGCCGAAAACGGUGUAGUACCGAGAAACGCAUAUGGCAAUGUUGAACUAUUUAAAGAAUGCAUGUUGCCAAAAGGAACUGUUCACAUCAAGUUACCUGGUUUGAAUAGGGUAGCAAAGAAAUUAAACAUUGAUUGUGCUCCGGCAAUGACUGGUUUCGAUUUUAAUGGUGGCUGGUCCCAUCCAGUUUAUGACGGGUUCGUUGUUUGUGAGGAGUUUGAAACAAUCGUCACCGAGGCAUGGGUUAAGGAUCAAGAAGAGUUAGAGCGCAAAGAGCGCGAAAAGGUAGAACUAAGAGUGUAUGGAAACUGGAAACGGUUGAUUAAAGGGUUGUUGAUUCGUGAACGACUUAAAAAUAAAUACGGCUUUGAGAAACCUACUACAUCAGUUAAAGGUAAAUCAAAAGGGCCCAAAUUAGUCGUUAAGAAAAAGUCUUGA